CUGCAGAAGGUCGAUUAACGGAUGAGCAACGUUCAGAUUUCCUUAAUCUGCAUAAUGAAUAUCGUUCACUUCUUAUUAGGGGAAAGUAUAAAAAUAAAGAUGGCAAAUACAUGCCACAUGGAAUGAAUAUGUUCGAAUUGACGUGGAAUGAUGACCUAGAAAAAGAUGCACAAAAAAGAGCAAAUCGCUGUUGGUUUAAACCCUUAUCUAAAAAUGGUAGAAAAAAAAUCGGUGAAAAUGUUUUUGUUCGUUGGACACCAACAGGCGUUAAAGAUUUUACAGAAAGUAUUGUCGAGGUUGCCUGUAAAAUGUGGUGGUCAGAACUUAAGGAAGAAUACAGAGAUAAUCGAAGAAAUACUUUCAUAGCUGACAAUAUGGCUUGGGGCAAAACACGUGAAAUUGGCUGCGGUAUUGCCUCACAUUGCCAUGAUAAUCACGCAUUCCACGUCAUUUGCCACUAUAAGCCUCGUGGAAAUAUACCAAAUGAAUUGAUAUAUGAACUUGGCGAGCCAUGCCAAGGCGAUUGUGAUGGUGGAGAAUGCUUGGGAGACACUGGAUUGUGUCGAAAACAGGACUACCUAAAUUUAUUCUUUCAUUUAUUAAAAAAAACUUUUGAAAUGAAAUCUCUCAUAUGA
Acanthocheilonema viteae is the source of this 635-nucleotide messenger RNA. Lineage: Eukaryota; Metazoa; Nematoda; Chromadorea; Rhabditida; Onchocercidae. The record is from the annotation of a GenBank genome assembly.